CCCAGUUCUCCUGGUUUGUCAGUGGCUUUGAUGUGUGGGGCAAAAGCCAGGAUGAAGCUUGUGUUUGUGACCACCUUUGUUUUGCUGGCGCUUUCCUACCUGGACCAGGUGGACUCAUCUGCCUAUGACAAGAUUGUGUCACACAGCCGCAUUAGGGCCAAGAAUCAGGGGCCCAAUGUGUGUGCACUUCAGCAGGUAAUUGGGACCAAGAAGAAGUAUUUCAGCACAUGCAGGAACUGGUACCAAAAAUCCAUCUGUGGAAAGAAAGCGAUUGUAUUAUAUGAAUGCUGUCCUGGUUAUAUGAAGCUGGAGGGGAUGCGUGGCUGCCCUGCAGCUAUCCCUAUUGACACCAUCUAUGGAACACUGGGUCUGCUGAAACUGGAUAUCACACAGCAGUAUUCUGACCUGUCCAAAAUCAGGGAGGAGAUUGAUGGAGCUGGCUCCUAUACCAUGUUUGCUCCUAGCAGUGAUGCCUGGGAACAGUUAGAUGUUACUGCUAGAAAUGCCCUUGUGAACAACGCACAGACAGAGUUGUACAACACUUUGCACUACCACAUGGUCAAAAAACGUUUCCUUACCAAAGACCUGAAGAAUGACAUGACCCUGCAGUCGAUGUACAACAAACAGGGACUGCACAUCAACCACUAUUCUAAUGGAGUUGUGACAGUUAACUGUGCCAGGAUCAUUCAUGCCAACCAGGUGUCCACAAAUGGAGUGGUACAUGUCAUUGACCGUGUCAUCAGUGCAGUCGGAAACAGCAUCAGGGAUGUCAUUCAAAGCAAUGAGGAACUCAGCUCAUUCCGUGAAGCUGCUAAUGUGGAAGCAAGCUUAUUAGAAAGACUCGGCAAAUCUGGCCACUAUACUCUCUUUGCUCCUACCAAUAAGGCCUUUGAACAGUUGGACAGCGACGUUCUUGAACGGAUCCUAAAUGACAAGACUGUGCUUCAAGCCUUUCUAAACUACCACCUUCUGAGCUCAGUCCAGUGCUCAGAAGCCAUCAUGGCUGGCACUGCAUAUGAGACACUGGAGGGCAGUGUAAUUGAGAUUGGCUGUGAUGGUGACAGCCUCACCGUUAAUGGCAUUAAAAUGGUACUGAAGAAGGACAUCAUCACCAGCAAUGGAGUUAUUCACCUCAUUGACCAAGUGCUCAUGCCUGACUCAGCUAAGCAGGUGACGGAACUGGUAGGUGAUUCCCAGAGAAUGUUCGGGGACAUGGUGUCUGAGAUGGGCCUGUCUGCAGCCAUGAAGCCUGGGACUGAGUACACACUCCUUGCCCCUCUCAAUGGUGUCUUCACCAAUGAAAUAAUGGCUUUGGACCAGCAUUUGCUGAGGAUUAUUCUUGAAAACCACAUCCUGAAGAGCAGGUUCACCCUGAAGGACCUUUACAAUGGUCAGCUGCUGGAGACCCUGGGAGGGAAGCUGCUUAGAGUCUUUGUUUACCGUACGGCCGUGUGUAUUGAGAAUGCUUGCAUGAUCCGAGGCAGUAAAGAGGGAAGCAACGGUGCUCUUCAUUUAAUGCGUUCAUUAAUUCGAUUGCCAGAGAAGACCAUGUUUGAAACGCUGAAGGCCGAUGACCGUUUCACAAUAUUCCUGAAGUUGAUGGAGAAAGCAGAACUGACUGAGAUGCUAAAGCAAGAGGGAUCAUACACAAUUUUUGCUCCAACUGAUGAAGCCUUCAAGGAGAUGUCAGAGGAAGACAUGAAGCUUCUCACCAGUGACUUGAACAUUUUGAGGACAAUCCUGCUCUACCAUUUCAGCAAUGGCGUCUUCAUUAAUGGAGGACUGGAAGGUGGAGUGACCAACCUCCUCAAGACCAUCCAGGGCAACAACCUGCAAGUGCUUUCUGUCAAUAACUCCAUUAAUGUGAACUCACUGAAUGUUAGAGAUAAUGACCUCAUGGCCUCCAAUGGAGUGGUUCACGUGGUGAAGAACUUGCUCUAUCCUGCAGAUCUACCAGUAGGCCGUCAGGAUCUGCUUUAUCUGCUGAGGAAGCUCAUUAAGUACAUACAGAUAAAGUUUGUUAAUGGCUACACCUACAAGGAGAUUCCACUCACCUUCAUUAAGAGAUAUAUCACCACUCACAUCAUUGAAACAGGCCCUGAAAUCAAGGUUAUCGAAACUGAGCCCAUUAUUAACAAAGUCACCCAAGUAAUGGAAUCUGGCCCAAAAAUGGAUCAUGUGAUCACUGAAUACAAGUUCACCAAGAUAGUUGAGACCAAGCCUGUGGUGCAGGAAGUGGUAAUUGAGGGAGAACCAAAAAUCACCACGGUUAGGAGAGUCAUUGAAGGGGAUCCAUCAGUUACAACGGUUACAAGGAUCAUUGAAACUGGUGGGGACAGUGAUGCUGAAGGUGAGAUUAAGAAGAUUCUUACUGAAGACCUGUCCAAGGUAAAGAAGGUUCUGGAAAGUGAGCUACACAUGGAGGAGGAGAAGAUCACAAAAAUGAUUGAGGGAGGUGGUGGAGGAAUCACCACUGUUACCAAAGUGAUUAGGCCAGAUCCCCAUAUUAUUGAAGGACCAGACUUCUCAAGGAUCACGUCUUUCAAGCCGGACCUCAUUGAGGAGGAAUCGGAGAGAAUCACCAAAAUUAUCAAACAUGGUGGCUCUCAGAAAAGAUCACCUGUUCGAAGAUCACCAGGAAUGAAGAGACGAGCAAGACCUGCAAGACAUCCCUCCAAGCCCAGUCAGUGAGCCCAGAAAGACACCAGGCGAUCUACUUAUUCCAACCUCUUAAAUUAAAGCCACAGAUUUGGUAUCUGAAUUUGCAUUUUAGGCUGAUACAUUUAUAUUUCAUUCAUGUAGUAAAAGUGACUUACAAGUGAGGCAAGAAUAAAAUGCAAGCAUAGAGCUGAGCAGUUGAGUCUCAGGCUCUAAUGUUGGCUGAGAUGAACUGGCUGGAAAGCACACACACACACACACACACACACACACACACACACACACACACACACAGAGCUUUAACAUUAAGAUGGUAUAGGAAAUUACUGAUGGACUGGAACUGAUCUGAUCUGAUCUUUAAUAUUUAGAUAAAUUGUUUCUUUAGGCUGAUCCUUGAUUGGUUCUCUUAUACUGAGUGGUCUCAUUAAACACAGCCUUGCAAUAAAACAGCCAUAAACUGGUAUCAGGGUAACUCAUGAGCACAUGCUGCUCCCUACAAGUUCCUUUACAUGUGAACAACACUAGUAAUUAUAUCUGUUGAAAACUGAUGUACCAAUAACUUUGAUUAACACAGUUCAUGCCUCCUAUAUGAAGCUUAUCUGCAGAGGACUGAAAUGGUGGUGGUAAGGAGCAAGAGAAAUUUCGAAAUGAUAUUUUUAUAUAUUUGACAGUGUGUAGGGAGUAGUCAUGCAAGACAUGAGGUCUCACCUGUGCAUGUUUGCUACUUUGUGGUACUGCAUUCAGUCCUAUGAAUGUAGGUUUUACAUUUAAGGAAAGCGCUGCCUGUUUUCAUGUUUCAUACAUUGUAUUCAAGUGUAUGCUCUCACAUUCAUUGUUCUUUUAUCUGACUUUUGACUCAUUUCCGUCUUUUUUCUUUUUCAUAUGUUGCCUAGCCUGAAUAGUGUGUGUGUCAUUCGUGUGCACUGUUCAUUCUCAGUAGCAUCCUUCUCUUCCUACCUCCUAUCCUAGCCUACCCCCCCACCCCACCCCUAUCCAAGAUACCCAUUAACCCCUGUUUGAUAAAUUGCUUAAUAAAAUUGAAUAUAAAAUUGAAAUAUGAGGAUUGUUUUGGAAUAGUAACAAGCACAUUUUCACAUUUUUUUUCUGUUAAAUUGUGUAUAUAAAAUGUUAGUUUUAUUAUAACAAGCAGGUAAUCACUUGCUAUUAUGUUCUUAAUCUUUUUUGUUUGUGAAAUAAAAAGAGGUGUCAUUACAUUUGG
Pangasianodon hypophthalmus (striped catfish) is the source of this 3877-nucleotide messenger RNA. It is a transcript of the gene postna, whose product is annotated as periostin, osteoblast specific factor a. Bases 31 to 2691 code for a protein of 886 amino acids. Gene Ontology annotation, biological process: extracellular matrix organization; cell adhesion. Gene Ontology annotation, cellular component: extracellular matrix. The record is from RefSeq and is a predicted model, not a curated record. Lineage: Eukaryota; Metazoa; Chordata; Actinopteri; Siluriformes; Pangasiidae. The transcript is spliced from 24 exons. Gene Ontology annotation, molecular function: cell adhesion molecule binding.